AUGAUGACGACUACGAUGAAGAUGGUAACUCAUCGCCAUGAGGUUCCCACGGGGAGUGUGAAGAUUCGAAGUGUCCAAUCUGGAAAAUAUUUGGCCGGUUCAUCACCGUACGACCGGGAACGUAGAACCAUCACUCUGGAGAGCUCCCCCGAGGAAUGGAGUCUGGUGAAGGACGGGUCGCACUAUCGGAUCACGCUGAAGAACGGCAACGAGGACUUGUACGCGUUCGAUAAGGCCGGCUACAAUCCGGAUUCGGGCCAGCGCGAGGUGUUCACCUGGAUUCCGGGGUUUGGCGAGAGCCAGGGCAGGUGGGAAGUCAAGGAAGCACCGGGGUACAGUGGAAUUUAUUACGUUCGGAAUUUACACUUUGACGAAUAUCUGUACACGUCGUGCUGUGAGAACAAGGCCUUGACUCGCAAAGGGUUUGGGGAGCCGGACGGAAAUUCGAUGUUUCUGUGGCAAGUUACUGCAUUUUGUCUACAUUUCACGAAAAAAGAUAACGUUCUGCACCAUGAAACCAGCACCCAAUCCGUUCACCGGAACGUCCCCCGCAAAGGAAAUGGUUAUGCACCGUCGGUUGCAAUUUUGGACUUCCUCCGCGGUUGCAUUCCGGGGCUGCGGGGGUAG
Culex pipiens pallens (northern house mosquito) is the source of this 627-nucleotide messenger RNA. RefSeq lists its product as uncharacterized. The transcript has 3 exons. NCBI's taxonomy places the organism in Eukaryota, Metazoa, Arthropoda, Insecta, Diptera, Culicidae. The record is from RefSeq and is a predicted model, not a curated record. The coding region runs from base 1 to 627 and encodes 208 amino acids.